AUGCCUCUAUUUCACGACCCUGAUCGCCGGCGACGUUCCCCGUCAGACGAGUACGAAGUUGAGCAGUCCAUCCCAAGGUCCUCUUGGGACCGAGCACAAAUAUACAGGCAGCAUGAACAGGACCGGUCAAGGCCAGCUGGACCAGCUCUAGACUCAUUGUCUUCUGAACCUCAUCCACCCAAAAAUUGGACCAACGAUAGGCACGAACUUAUACAAAGGAUCAAAGAAUCGUCGCCCUGGAGGCUACGAUAUACUUCGCAGGAGAGUGGCGCCAGCGAGGUUCCUAUGUCUCACACCGCCCCGAAGGAGUCCAAGGUGGAGGAACCGAUCGAGAAGCAUGACUUGAAAAAUAAAGAAUAUUCGCAGAUACCAGAAGAACUGGGUUCGCCGGCCGAUAUUCGUAGGCCUCGGUCUGCUUUGCAUUCCGGCGACUUCAGAGAAGGCACCGACAGCUCUACACAACAUGCUCCGCCGUCACCUCGGCCUCAUUUCGCUGAUCGAUUUCCAACCAUUCCUAUUCCCGACUUAAGUACCUCUCCUACAACGCCUUGGUUUGGCGCAUCAACUUUCCAGACCCCGACACAGCGGCCCGCAUUCGAUGAACAUCGUGAGAUAGCGCUCCAAACCCGGGCUCGAGCACCUUCUCUCGGAACUUUUUCUUCGAGCUAUGUUCUCAAAGCUCCAACGAGCCCUCUGGUACACCAGGCAAACAACACCGAUCUGGAUUUUUCACCUCGGGUUGAUUCGGGAGCCUCUUCUGAGCUUGUCGAUAGAUCGAAUCGACGUCGGACUUUACCUCCUGAGUCGUUUCGGCACCUCCAAUCAUCCCCGCCGAAUUCGCGCGCCGUCAGCAUUCGUAAUCCUUAUCAGCCAGGUCAUCACGAGGGACUUUUCCAGCCACAGCACUUCCCUCGCCGGUCUUUGACGUCGGCGUAUAGUCUUCAACUUGCCCCAACGAAUAAUGCUGCUGCAUAUCGGGCAAGGCGGCCAUCUUUUGCCUCUGAGCUUUCUGCGAAGCCUCAUGCUCCGAUGGUAGGAUCCUACGAAGAGUCUCUCUUACGGGGCCGAAUGUCUAUGAGUCCUUCCAAACCACUGGAUUUUACGGCGCAAAUCGGAGUUCUUGGGAAGGGAAAGUGCAAAAGACAUCUAAAAUGCCCUCCACACGUGACGGUGCCUUUUCCCGCUGUUUUCUACAGCUAUCCUACCUCUGGAAAUGGCCGUUCCAUUGCGGAUGACAGCCCAAGUCCGUACGUGGGCCAUAUUGACCUUGAGAACUCGCUCGUCAAAGAUGAGUCGAGCACGAGGAAACGUCGUAAUCGACAUGCCAGCCCUACCAAGUCUCAAGAAGAUACUGUCAUGCUCGACACAGAUGCAGCCCGAACUACUGAUGUCGACAUUCGACGUCGCCGAGAAAAGAAGAAUCGCAGAGCGGAAUCUCCAAAAUGCCCCCCCGGCGGGUGCUAUCGAAUUCCCCAGCAGGGACAACUUCAAAUUAUAAUCAAGAACCCACACAAGACCGCAGUCAAGCUGUUCCUUGUGCCUUAUGACCUCACCGACAUGGAACCAGGCACGAAGACCUUUAUUCGGCAGAGAAGCUAUUCGGCGGGCCCGAUAAUCGACAUGCCGUUGAGUGCACGGAAGAACUUUGGAACUGAUCGCCCCGAGGCCUCGUUGAACGCCACCGAGGAUCCCCGAGACAAACCCAUUUUGCGCUAUCUCAUUCAUUUGAAUAUUUGCUGUCCGACGCGCGGUCGCUUCUACCUACACUCCAGUGUUCGCGUGGUAUUUGCCAAUCGUGUUCCAGACGGUAAGGAGAAACUGCGCAACGAGAUUCAAUUACCAGAGCCCCGAUACACCCAUACAAGCCUACUGGGGACUCGAGUCUCUCGGGAUCCACCAGCAAUGCACGAUUGGCAAUCGAAAAAGCUUCUCGCAGACGGAGCUCCGGCCAGGGCACCAUUUCCCUUCUCCGACCACAUGUAUCAUCCCCGAGCGACGUUCCACUACACUGGACCGCAGCCGAAGCCAUGGGACUCACGAACUCCUCGCAAUUUUCUCCAGAGUUUGACUCCACCUUUUACAACAAGCUCAACAAGGGCGACAUUGGAUAUGGUGGUUCCGAGAACGGUGAGAGCCUACUUGCCACGCGACUUCGCGGUUUAG
Penicillium maclennaniae is the source of this 2163-nucleotide messenger RNA. RefSeq lists its product as uncharacterized. Bases 1 to 2163 code for a protein of 720 amino acids. The transcript is spliced from 2 exons. The record is from RefSeq and is a predicted model, not a curated record. NCBI's taxonomy places the organism in Eukaryota, Fungi, Ascomycota, Eurotiomycetes, Eurotiales, Aspergillaceae.